GACAUGAUAGGGAAUCUUAUGAGUUAGGAAAGCUUUCCAAAUCAAAUAUUAUAAUAAUAAAUUUAAUUAUAGAAUGUCUAUAGGAGUUUUGAUGGAGCAGAUUCAAGAAUUAGAGUAUUAUUUAUAUAUAUAUAUAUAGAUGGAUCAUAUUUUAAAAGUUCAAUCCUAGUUUAUCAAAUGCUUAAAUAAUCUUAUACGCCAUUAAAAUAAUAAGAAAAAAUAGAAUAUAUUAGUGUUGCCUUACUAGGGGACUCAUUUAUAUGUAUAAUAGAUAUUAAAAUUUAUUCAGGUUCACUUUAAAGAUGAAAUAAAUCUUAAAAAAGCAAAAGUGUUUGAAUCCACUGAUAGUACUUUUGGGCAGUUUUCUUUCUUAAAACCUCAGAUGCCAUUUAUUCCUUGUAAUACAAUAUUUAUAUUUAGUUUCGCCUUACUAAACUAUAGCUCCUCAUUAUUCAUAAGAAAUGGCAUUUUAGAGAAUGAAUCCUAUAAUGCAGAGUCAGGACAGGUUUAUAGCUUAGCCCAAAUAAACCAACCAACAAACUAAUCAUUUCAAAGUGAAAGACAAAUUUAUCGUAUUUUCGGGAAAACCAGAAGAAUCACAAUCAAUUCAUUCGGAUGAAUAAGAUGAAGAUGAAAAGCAAUCGGAUCAUUCAUUUUCAAUCAAAAAAAAGAAGAAAAUCAGUAAAGUGAAUGAUACUAAAAAUAUUACCAAAAAUUUUUCGAAGGCCAUUAUCAGUUACAUCACUCAAAAUAAAGAUAUCGGGUUGAAACUAUUAGACCCAAGGGAAUUUGAAGACUUUUUAUAAAUAUUGAAGGAGAAAAAAAACAAGAUGACAAAUAUCUAAUAAUUAAGAGAACUGUGGGUUGAUUGUGAGGAUGAUAAAUUAAAAUAAUUUAAUAAGACUUUUAGAAUUUUCAGGUAAAACAAUAACAUUUAACUUAAUAGUUAAUACUUCCUAAGGUAGCAAUCAGUGGCAUACAUCUAUAAUUCUCGAAUCAUGAAUACAGGUUGGCACUUAAAAUAUAGAUAUAAUUUGCUUCGAGCACUACGAGAACCCCAAAACUUCAAAUACAUUAAGGAUAUUUGA
Molecule: messenger RNA, 1088 nt
Organism: Paramecium octaurelia
Lineage: Eukaryota; Ciliophora; Oligohymenophorea; Peniculida; Parameciidae
Source: the annotation of a GenBank genome assembly